GGGCAACUGUGCCAGCUACAAAGGUCAUAAAUAGAUUAUCGAAUUUUUGGCCAGGCCAUGAUUAGGGUAGCAAAACUCGCAGAUUUUGAUCAUAAAUUGGGUAAGGGUUUUGGGAAGUGGGCCACACACACCUACCCAACGUUUUUAGGAGUAACCCCCCCGGGCUUAAACCACGGAGACUUUAUCAAUACGAAUGCUUUCUGUGGUUCAUUCAGUGGUUCAGUCUUAACCAAGAAUCCUCUCUGUAAAUCGAUGUAAACUUCUGAAAUCAAACCCUGUCCCUAGAAAUAAGCCCCCUCCAAAAUUUCUAGCGCAAAGCACCCGAUAAUAAGCCAUCCUCCCCCAAUAAAGAGCCCAUGGUCAUAUACAUUUGGAGUUAGCUCUUGACAGUUUUUCUCUAAUUAUGGGCCCCUGCUUUACAGCUUUUUUGCAUUCGACAUCACUGCAGGAUGUUUUGAUAUAUUUGAUAUUCAUUUGGUUGAUCGCUAUGGCCACCCUGGGUGAGGAGCCUCGCCCCCUCCCUCUCGUCUGCCAGGCUAUCAUCCAUCCCCGCUAAGAAAGACCUUUAAGCAAAAAGUAGCCCAGGGUUUGUGUUUUGAAAUUUUGCGUUAUUUCGUUGAAUGUUAAUUCUGGCACAUUACGGCAGUACCCCGUCUAGUUGAUGAGUGCAUCAAGGGCGGGAAAACGCCCGUGGCCGGACCAAUUAUUAAACACUCGUUUGAUUAGUAACGUAUUGAAAUAUUGAGUAAGGAACAGCAAGAAGUUGUUGGCCCUGAUUUAAGACUUAUAAAAAACAGUGAGCUUCUUUUUUCGUUUCGUUUGUCCUCACUGUGCGCGCGCUUUGAUUAAGGCAACCCAUUUUCAGUUGCCUACGGAAUGUCAUUUGAGAUUGUUUUCGUUUCUUCUUUUAAUGAGAUCACUGAUUGGUUAGGAAGAACAUCCUGGUCACAUGUUCUUAUCAAACCAGAAAACUAAAUGACAAUUAACCACUAGCUUCUAAACCAAUCAGGAAUCAAACCAAAACCAGUCAUGACGCAGCUUUCACGCCUUUUCCCGCCCUUGGUGCCGGUUACAUUUUCUCGGCCGGUGUUCUGAUUGGUGCAUCACGUCAACUGAGUUUGUUGAAGUUGGUCAGUUAUGAUUUAAUCUUGAUCGUUGACACUCAUGAGAAAAAGCUCUUUACCUAGAACCGAGCAUUUUCAUUAGUUACAAAAGCCAAUUCAGUGUCAGCCGGAAAUUGGGUUUAUUCAAAGCGUAAACAAGUGGCGCGAUGUAAUUUGAUUGAAUUUGUUUCAAAUGGCUUGGGUGAGUUCGAGAAUGAACUGCAAAAUAUCCUUGAGAGACUUGAAGCUUUAGCUCCGUUUAUGAACUUGACUGAUAUAGUGAAACACAUCGCAAAGGAAACAUAAACAGGUAGUUUCGAGAGUCAACGUCAAACAGCUCGAAAGAGUCUUAAGACUUGUGUUACAGCUGUUCUCACUUGAGUAUCGAAAGUAAUUCAAGUUUUCUUUGGUUUUGAUUUACUACAUAACGUGAUUAGUUUAAAGAUCUGCCGCUACUUUCUCAGCCAAUCACAAGUAAAAACGAAAACCAGUCGUGAGCCGCACGCUCAUGCUUUGAUUGGUUCAAUGAAUUGUCUGUGCCUUUGUGAUUGGCCAGGGAUAACAUUGGGUUUGGUUUUACGAUGCUCAAGUGAACACCGCUCUAAAGUUCCGCGCUAGUGCACGAGUUCCGCCUUUGAUAAGAUAGCCAUAUGAUUACGUAAGUACGUGCUAUUCGGCACUAGUUACAUAAUCACUGUUUUGACAGAGACGGCUAUGUUAUUACCUUCACUUUUCAUCAAUACAGAUCAGACCAUGAAUUCAAAUUUUUCGCCCAACAUUUUUGAAAACAUUACAUUCGAGGAGUCUGAGAUUGCAACGGGCUACAAUCCUCUCUUCGUUUGCCCCACCCCUCCUGAGAGCGUCAGAAGCGUGAACACGCCGUCUCCUUGUACUGUCCAAAAUGUUACAACUUCUGGCGUGCUCCUAGAGGGUAUCCCCAACUAUGCGCCGAUGAACGUUUCAAGUCCAGAGCAGCUCUCGAGUGCAGCCAUGCUCGUGCCUUGCCGAUAUCAAUCAUCUGACACACCUAAUGGAAAUUACUCGUUGAGCGCCAGUUUACCUGUUGGUGGAGCUGAACAUACGAGACGCCCAACCAGAAGGCCUCAGUUGACCUCUGCUCAUCGCAGUGAAGCGAGCAUCAUGAUCCUUAAUCCGAGAUUAGAGUAUGACAAGAUACAAAAAAAGCACGGACCCAGAGGGAAAUAUUCAGAACAAAGAAUUCAAAACGGACAGGUUGACAUGCAAAUAGAGACUAAGCUUGCAUUACAAGAACUGCAUGUGUACGUCAUGCGUGAAUUCGAGGCGGAGAAGAAGCUUAUGGCGAAAGAUCCAAAUUCAUACGGAGUGGGACCAACGAGAAUUACUAAGCUGGACAUCACUCAAUUAGCUGGCACCAUUCCAACGUAUAUUUGCAAAUUUGACCUCGAUUCUGUCUACAAGACAUCGGAUAGUAAGGAGGUUUACAAACUAGAGAAGACAAAAGGCUUGGAGUAUAACCGAUUCCAGCUCAAAGUUUGUCUUCAGUUUAUCGAUGGAACUACUGCGGUUCUUUAUCCAUAUGAGUUUGUCCUCAAGAGCGCCAAGACUGUAAAACUAGCUACCAACUCGAUGCCUGUCGUGUCUCCACCACCACAAGCCCCCUCAACCUCCGAUGCUCGGUAUUCAAGAUUUAUCUGCCAACAUCUCGAAGCGGAGUUUGCCAGAAUUAAAACACUGGAAGUGGAGCAGAUAAAGACCACGAAUCACGACAUCGCUUACUACAUCAAACGGAAGUACCCAGGUAAUGAAAGUCUAUUCGAGGAGGGAGAUGUAGUGGGCUUCUUUGAGAGUCCAACAGGAGAAACUGUGAUCGAUUUAUUGACGAGCGACAAUGCACACGAAGCUAGGCUAGCUGGAGUGAUAAGUCGAUCAGCAUACUUGAAGGGGAAGGCUGGACGGUCCGACAGAGAAAAUGAUGACGCCGAUCUUGUGUGUAUUAUCGGAGAGAUUCAGGUUAAAGUCAUUGGUAAAGUGAGAACUGGAGAGCUCAUCUACACCUGUCCCAGUGAUAAGUUUCCCGGCACGGCUACAGCCAGUCACGAACUAGGAAAUCGUAGACAGACCUUGAUUGGUUACGCAAUGGGCGAAUCGUCUGGUCCUGGUGUGUCCAAGGUUGACUGCCUCGUGUCUCUAAUUCUGAGCAUCGGUGCUAAGGAGCAGCUGAGAGCUUUAGAACAGCUUAGGCACAGCCUUGAAGAAAUGAAGGACGAUCUCACGUCCAGCAUCGAUACGGUUGGUAUUAGGAUCACCAGGAUGCAGAGAGGCUGGAGAGGAAUGUGGAAGAAGUUACUGGCUGUAACUAUUUUCCUUGCAGUAGUGGGCGUCGUAUGUGGACUGAUGUUAGCUCCAAAUUCUCCAUACGUCAAACAAAAGUGCAGGGCGAACAGUAUAAAAGGCCAUUAUCUGUCCUUCAAGUUCUAUCCUCCACAAUCAGACGACGAAAUAAAAGUGACGGGCUUGGAAUUCACUUGGAAAAAGCUGAAAAAGAAGUUAAGCCUGAAAUUUGGCAGAAUGAAUGGAACAGAUAACUACCGAUACUUUUUGAACAAGGAGCGUUGUGAAACUGGUGGAAUACGUUCCGUCGCCUCUUGGCUGGACCCGGCACCAACAGAACCCAAGGUAAACGUGCUGGCGGUGAACUCCAUCUGCACGAAGGUUUACUACCACAGCCGGAAGGUGGGGGAAUGGUUCGAGUAUAAGAAUGGACGAGUAGAUGACAUUACAUGCACUGCGGUGAAGGGUGACCGAGGAAAACGGUGAAAGCUAAGGAUUAUGGUUGCACAUCAAUUUUGCUGGUGUUAAUUGUUAUCGUUAGGGGAUGUUUCGAGUUAGUUAAAGUAGGCAAUCAGCGCCUGCGCAAAACAAUAUUUACUUUACUUCUGGUAGUAGAUCUCACUUGUCGUUGCAUCAUCAAGGGUGCUCGCGACAGAAUGUCCGGCUUCUUUAUGUUUCCAAACCUAUUAAAGGUCUGGGAAAAUUUCUCGAAUGCACUUUAAAACGGCUGUGUGAGCGAACGACGGGGCUAACCAUGAAUAAAGUGAGUUAUCAUUACAAACGUUCACCGUAAAUAUACCAGAAAAAUGGAGCCUUUAUGAGGACUACAAGAAAAUGUGAUGCAGUUAGUCUUUGCAGAGUCCUGGUAAAGAUUUGAUCAGGGAAAACCUGCCGUUAUUAUCUUUGGAUAAAUGGCUGCGCCAGAGGAAAACGAACUCCACGCCCUGCGCACUCAAACGCCUGAUUCUACGCACGUACGGAAAAACAUUUUUCUUAUGGCAAAAUUGAGACGUGAUUACACAUCUCGUAAAGAAAUAUGGCAGUAUACAGUAGGAGUGAUGGCUUUGAUGAAAAGCACCGUAAUUUAAAAAAAAAAACCGUUACAGAUAAUUAUAAUAUUUAAAUGCUGGUCACCUCGUCUAUUCUUUUAAUAAAAGGAUGAUGAAAUUCCUCA
Orbicella faveolata is the source of this 4590-nucleotide messenger RNA. RefSeq lists its product as uncharacterized. The record is from RefSeq and is a predicted model, not a curated record. Lineage: Eukaryota; Metazoa; Cnidaria; Anthozoa; Scleractinia; Merulinidae.